Molecule: messenger RNA, 219 nt
Organism: Aspergillus welwitschiae
Lineage: Eukaryota; Fungi; Ascomycota; Eurotiomycetes; Eurotiales; Aspergillaceae
Product: AN1-type zinc finger protein
Exons: 2
Coding region: 1-219 (72 amino acids)
Molecular function (GO): zinc ion binding
Source: RefSeq, a predicted model, not a curated record
AUGGCGCCCCGCAAGCCUCGCUGCAACUUCAAGGAGUGCAAGGAAGCCGCUCAACGCAUCGUCGGAGACUGCAGCUUCUGCAGUGGUCACUACUGCUCUAAGCAUCGCAUGUUGGAGGCUCAUGCCUGCACUGGUCUCGAGGACUGCAAGAAGGAGUCCCACGCCCGCAAUGCCGAUAAGCUCAACAUUCGCCACCUUGGGUUGGGGAGGGAGUUUUGA